AUGAUGCAUCCUAUAGUCCUCCUGAGUUGGCUGUUUCUCCUGUCCCCAAGUCAGUGUGGAGCAGCAGGCCCCAUAGUGCUUCAACCCAGACAGCUCCUCACCCUUCCUGGUAACACCACCACCUCCAGUCCAGUCACCCUGCAGUGCUCCCUGGGUCCAGGCAUCAGCAUGUCCAGCUACACCAUGAUGUGGUACCGACAGGUCCGCUAUGGAGGCCCAGUGGAGUUCCUCAUUAAGGAGUACGAGAAAACCCUGGGGCGAUACAAAGAGGACCUGGACACAUCGGAGAACAGGUUCAUCCUGCAGAUCUCUGAGCUGGUUGUGGAGGACAGUGGUGUCUACUACUGCGCUGUACACUGUGCCAACUAUGAGGCCUAUUUUGGACCAGGCACCAAAUUAACAGUUCUCGAUCCAAACAUCAACGUCUCUCCACCCACAGUGAAAGUCCUUCCACCCUCCACUAAGGAGUGUGAAGACAGAAACAAGAAGAAGAAGAAGACCCUGGUGUGUGUGGCCACCCGCUUCUACCCCGACCACGUCACGGUCUACUGGCAAGUCAACAAUGUCAACACAACUGCAGGCGCCGGGACCGACAACAAGGCCUUGUGGGAUAAAGAUAGUUUAUACAGUAUCACCAGCAGACUGAGAGUCCCAGCCAAUGACUGGCACAACCCAAAGAACAGUUUCACCUGCAAUGUCAUCUUUUACAAUGGAUCUGGGAAUACAACUGAGAAACACACCAUUAGUGGAGAUCUCCAAGGUCAAAUUGGGGGAGAGAUAACGACAGAUGACUAUGUGAAGAGCACCCAGACUGCCAAGCUGGCCUACAGCAUCUUCAUCGCUAAGAGUACCUUCUACGGCCUGGUCGUCAUGGUUAUGAUUUGGAAGUUCCAGGGCUCCUCAGAGAAACAGAUUUAACGGAACACAGGUGGCCCAAGGAGGAUGUCCUGCAUGGGUGUUGAUUCUUCCAUGUGAUCAAGGACGGACUGGCAAAAGGGCAAUUCUGGCAAAUGCCAAAUGGACUGAUUCAUCUUUAGCCCAGUGGGCCUGUCUAAAUUGGCUUUUUUUAGCAAAAUAAUAAUAAGUUGGCUAGUAAAGAGGGCCUUAAAGGCAAAACAUGGGCAGGUGUGUUAGAAAGGCCUGGGCCGGUUUCUGGUCCCAGUUUGCCCCUGCAUGUAAUUGUAUUGUCCAUUGUGCUUAUUGUGUCCAUCAUCUCUUUAUUACCCUGUCUACGUGAAGAUGUGCUUUUAAGAAUCUCCUAUGAACAUGAACUUACAAUUUAAAUGUAUAUUUGAAUCAAUUCAGCCAAAACAAUCUUUCCAUUAACUUACAAAACCAAUGUCUGUUUGCUUUUCCAGUAAUUACAGUAUAGUAUGUAUGAAUACAUUCUCCUUUCCGAUUUCUACAUGUUAAUUUGUGAAUAAUAAACUGUAUAUAAUUAUGGACAGAUCGAAAUAUACCUCUCCACAGUUAAAUAUUUUCACGACCCUCCCCCUGGUAGAAUUAACUCAAUCUAAUGUUAACGACCACAAAUAACAAGAACUGUAGCGACCCUGUUUUUAUAAACGUGGAUAUCGACGUCGCCACUUCAGCAAGCUUUUCUGGCACAGUUGAUGCCACGCAGGGCUUUGGGCCAGAAGGUUGAGGGUUCACCGACCACCACGGACGAGCUCACUCUCCCUGCCCGUUUCAUCACAUUACGAUCAGAGACUGAGGCAGACGAGCUCACUCUCCCUGCCCGUUUCAUCACAUUACGAUCAGAGACUGAGGCAGACGAGCUCACUCUCCCUGCCCGUUUCAUCACAUUACGAUCAGAGACUGAGGCAGACGAGCUCACUCUCCCUGCCCGUUUCAUCACAUUACGAUCAGAGACUGAGGCAGACGAGCUCACUCUCCCUGCCCGUUUCAUCACAUUACGAUCAGAGACUGAGGCAGACGAGCUCACUCUCCCUGCCCGUUUCAUCACAUUACGAUCAGAGACUGAGGCAGACCAAGAUCAGCUAGGGGGAAAUCAGAUUUUCAACAUUUUGAUGCCAGAUUUAUAUAAAAUAUAUGCAACAACUUUUCCACCGAUAGGUUUAACAACCAAUCAACAAAGCAUACCAACUUCUGGCACUUUAAUAAUCAUGGUUUGUGUUUUGAACAAACAGAAAAUACAUCCCUCCCUACCUUGUAGACUUACCCAGUAUUGAAGGCUUGGCUUGACAAUCUUAGUGUCAUUAAACGUUCUGGUGUUUUGUAACAAUGUCUCCUUUCAUUCAUCAAUUGGCCACUGCACAGUUUGGAUUGAUUGAUUAAUUCAUUUUAAUUGUAUGUAAAUAAAAUACAUAUAUACACAUAAUUGUUUUAAGUGACUGGGAUUGUACAAUAAAG
Salvelinus namaycush (lake trout) is the source of this 2373-nucleotide messenger RNA. Its product is annotated as M1-specific T cell receptor beta chain-like. Bases 1 to 918 code for a protein of 305 amino acids. The transcript is spliced from 9 exons. The record is from RefSeq and is a predicted model, not a curated record. NCBI's taxonomy places the organism in Eukaryota, Metazoa, Chordata, Actinopteri, Salmoniformes, Salmonidae.